AUGGCAUCUGCACCAAUAACAAAUAAUUCUCCAAAAGCCUUAUUAACAGUGUAUGAAGAUAAAAAUGAUGAAAAAUCGGAAAAAAAGUUGACUGUUCUUGAAACACAUGGUUAUACUCUUGGUAAAACAAUCGGAGCUGGUUCAUAUGCUACUGUAAAAAUUGCAAAAUCUGAUCGACAUGAUUGCCAAGUAGCAGUAAAAAUCGUUUCUAAGUUCCAAGCCCCUGGUGAUUAUUUAAAAAAAUUCCUACCCCGUGAAAUUGAAGUUGUUAAAGGUUUAAAGCAUCCAAAUUUAAUUCGUUUUCUUCAAGCAAUCGAAACAACCCAUCGUGUUUAUAUUAUUAUGGAAUAUGCUCAAAAUGGUAGUUUAUUGGACAUAAUCAGACGUGAUACAUUCAUCGAUGAAUCCCGUAGUCGGCGAUGGUUUCGACAAUUAUUAGAAGCUAUCAAUUAUUGUCAUGGACGUGGUGUAGUACAUAGAGAUGUCAAAUGCGAAAAUCUCUUAAUGGAUCAGAAUUUCAAUAUCAAAUUAUCUGAUUUUGGAUUUGCACGUGGACAUAUGAAACCGAAAAACGGUAUAGCUCCAUUCAGUGAAACUUUCUGCGGAAGUUACGCUUAUGCAUCACCAGAAAUAUUAAAGGGAAUCCCAUAUUUACCUCAACUGUCUGAUGUGUGGUCCAUGGGUGUGGUACUCUAUGCAAUGGUUUAUGGUCGACUACCAUUUGAUGAUACAAAUUACAGUCAACUUCUAAAGCAAGUACAAAGUAGAGUUACAUAUCCUAAAGAACCGAAGGUGUCUCAAGCAUGUCGUUCACUCAUUUCACGAAUACUUGUACCGCAACGCAUACGCUUAGGCACUGAUCAUAUAAGGCAGGAUGCUUGGCUUGCUACAUCUCUUGCUACAGCUCAAACUUCUACUACUGAUACUCUAAUGGAUAUUCCUAUAAUACUAAAUGCAAAAGAAUUGAUAGCUGAAGAGAACCAAGGUACAAACAAGCAUGCGACUGGUGUCGAACCUGAAAUUGUCGAAGUUCUAUCAUCUAAUUUAAAUAUUCUGGACCAAAACAACAAUAAAUACCUACAUUUGAGAUAA
Messenger RNA from Habropoda laboriosa, 1092 nucleotides. RefSeq names its product testis-specific serine/threonine-protein kinase 3-like. Gene Ontology annotation, biological process: protein phosphorylation; microtubule cytoskeleton organization; intracellular signal transduction. NCBI's taxonomy places the organism in Eukaryota, Metazoa, Arthropoda, Insecta, Hymenoptera, Apidae. Gene Ontology annotation, molecular function: ATP binding; tau-protein kinase activity; protein serine/threonine kinase activity. The coding region runs from base 1 to 1092 and encodes 363 amino acids. The record is from RefSeq and is a predicted model, not a curated record. Gene Ontology annotation, cellular component: cytoplasm. The transcript has 6 exons.